This is a messenger RNA of Rhincodon typus (whale shark), 1808 nucleotides long. RefSeq names its product solute carrier family 43 member 1b (gene slc43a1b). Gene Ontology annotation, molecular function: L-amino acid transmembrane transporter activity; neutral L-amino acid transmembrane transporter activity. The coding region runs from base 1 to 1410 and encodes 469 amino acids. Lineage: Eukaryota; Metazoa; Chordata; Chondrichthyes; Orectolobiformes; Rhincodontidae. Gene Ontology annotation, biological process: neutral amino acid transport. The transcript has 10 exons. The record is from RefSeq and is a predicted model, not a curated record.
AUGGUAUCAAAUGGAACAGGAAUGCAGAAAUGGUCAAAUAAAGAAGACAUUGAUGAUGUUCGAUUUGGGGCAUUUUCUCUCUCCGAGUUGCCCGGAUUGAAGCCUGGGCCUUUUCCUGCUGUGCAAUCGCGGGGAAUCAAGGCUGCUCUGCUCUUCCCGCAGGUGAUCUACGACUUUGGCGUCUCGUUCAUCGUCAUCAUGUACACGUGGGCCGGGCUGGCCUGCCUCGUCUUCCUCAACUGCUACGUCAACUGGCCCCUCCAGGCCUUCCCAGACCCAGAAGAGGCCAGUUACGUGAAGAAGAUCAAGCUGAGCAGCCUGGCCCUGGACCACAAAGUGACUGGAGACCGGUUCUACGUUCACGUCAGCAAUGUGGGCCAGAGGCUGAGCCAGAAGGUUCCAGAACAGGACGAGUUCAAGCAUCUCUCCACAGACAGUAUCACCGAGAACUGCAGCACCAAGGGACCCGCACGGCCCCCCCCACCUCACUCGCUCUUAAAGGGACUUGCUCUCUCUGUGUUUCCCCCCCCACCCCCCGCCAUCGCAGCCUCCAUCCCAUUACAGAAAAGCGUGCUCUCAGCCAUUUUCCUCUGGAGCCUGGUUACCAUGGGGAUGACACAACUGCGGCUCAUUUUCUACAUGGCCAGCAUGAACAAGAUGUUAGAGUUCAUCAUCACACACGGAACUGAUUCCGUGGAGUUACUGGACGAGGCUGGGGAUCUGGUGAAUUUCUAUUCGUCCAUUUUUGGGAUCCUACAGCUGCUGUGCCUGUUCACCUCCCCACUCAUUGGCUACGUUAUGGAUUGGCGUCUGAAGGAAUGCGUCGACACAUCAAUCAAUCCUGCAUCUGACUGUCCAUCCGGAAAAAGGCCACGGGACAGGACAGUCCAGAAACUGACCAAUGCCAUCAGAGCGUUCGUUUUCACAAACUUACUCCUUGUGGCAUUCGGUGUGACCUGUUUAAUCAACAUUCUCCCCCUCCAGUACCUCACCUUCGUCUUCCACACUGUGGUCCGUGGAUUCAUCCACUCUGCCUGUGGGGGCCUAUAUGCUGUUGUCUAUCCCACCAACCACUUUGGCUCUCUGAUUGGUCUCCAGUCCCUGGUCAGUGCUGUCUUCGCCCUGUUCCAGCAGCUUCUCUUCAUGGCCAUGCUGGGACCCCUGCAUGGAGACCCCUUCUGGGUGAACUUCGGCCUGCUCCUCCUGUCUGCCACCGGUUUUCUACUGCCUGGUUACCUGUGGUACCACCGUCGCAACGUCUUGAAGGCCAAGGCGACGGGAGGUGGGGCCCAUCGAGGGGCCGGGGGCCAGGAGCCCCCGGACGGUGGGAACCUGUCUCCAGGCAGGCCCCUUCCUCCCGGGAAGCCGGUUGACAACGGCCUGCCUCCUCAUGACGAAAGUCAGGCCUAGUGGGGCCUAGUCCGGCCUAGUCAGCCAAGCCUGACCCCCUCCAUGUCCUCUCGCCCCCCCCCCCCCCCACCCCACAACCUCGUUCCUGACUGAAAAACCCAAAUUGGGUCUGAUUUCACCCCCCACCUCCCUCCCUCCCAUUCCCCACCCCAUCAAACAUGUCCGUGUCCAAGGAACACACGUGUGCAGGUGGUAAAGGGGAAGGCCCUUGGUGAGGGUGUGGGGUUUUUUUUUGGUGUCCGUUGUAAAUAGGAUCUUUUGUUUCUCCUCUCCUGCCCCAAAAGGGGCUUUUUAAACGAUAGUUUUAUUUUUGACCAUGAAACGUAAACAUUGAUAUUUUUAUUAAUAUCACUCUAUCUAUAAAUAUAUAUAUAUGUGUGCGCGCGUGCGUGUGCGCG